Messenger RNA from Aspergillus chevalieri, 2724 nucleotides. RefSeq names its product RFX family transcription factor. The record is from RefSeq and is a predicted model, not a curated record. NCBI's taxonomy places the organism in Eukaryota, Fungi, Ascomycota, Eurotiomycetes, Eurotiales, Aspergillaceae. Gene Ontology annotation, biological process: regulation of transcription by RNA polymerase II. Gene Ontology annotation, molecular function: DNA-binding transcription factor activity, RNA polymerase II-specific; RNA polymerase II cis-regulatory region sequence-specific DNA binding. The transcript has 3 exons. The coding region runs from base 1 to 2724 and encodes 907 amino acids.
AUGUUGCCUCCAGAGAUGGGUCGAGCAGCCUCGCAGUCCUCGAGUGCUGCCUCUCAGUCCACUCAGAUAGUACCACCGCAUAGCCGUCCUGGAACUGCGGAUCCCAUGAGGGCUCGUUCCGAACAUGUAAUCUCGCGGAAUAGUCGUCGUCCGAGAUCCAGAGGCUCCACUGCCAGUAUCCAUUCCCAGCAGACCCAGGACCAAAAUGUUACCGACGGAUUCGCGCAAUUCCUCCCGACUCAACAGGCCACGGGUCACAAUGUUUUUGGCAACAACCCAGAAGAUAUUAUUAUGCGUUUUGGUCCCAACCUGUCGCAUCCCGUGCAUGGUACUUCGUUGGACCCGACCUUGCCGGACGCACACCAUCCCGUCAUGCCCCGAGCAGAAGAUUUUUCACACCAUGCACUACAGACUCACGCCAUUUCUCAGCAAGCGAUGCCGCCGGAACUGGCAGGGCACGGGUUAUCCGGUGUGUCCAUGUCCCAGUACCAAUCCCUGUAUGACAAUGGCAUUGAAAAUCAUGUACCGGAGCAUAUGUUGGAGGAUAAUGACAACUCAGAGGCUGGUGGCGGAAAGAAGAAAAAGGGAUCGAGUUCAUCAUUAGCGAACGACAACGAAUUGCGCAAAUUGUUGCGCCAGUACGAAGGUUACUCGCUGAAGCAAAUGGCAGCAGAGGUUUUGAAACACGAAGGUGCCGGAGGCAAAGCCGAGAAGGUCAAACAGGUCUUUGCCAUGAUCUGGUUGAGGGAGAACUGCAGAAAGAGUAGCGGCUCUGUUCGACGGGACCGCGUGUACUGCUGCUACGCUGAGAAGUGUGGAACCGAGCGUGUCUCGGUUCUAAACCCAGCUUCCUUUGGGAAGCUUGUGCGCAUCAUAUUCCCCAACGUGCAAACACGUCGACUUGGUGUCCGCGGGGAAUCCAAAUAUCAUUAUGUUGACUUGACUGUCAUAGAGGAGAAGCAACAGAAACCUCAAUCUUUGGGCUCUCAGCUUUCAUCAAAUGCCAGUGUUCCACCAGAAAACAGGGCUGAAGAUGCGCUAUCGAAGGGGUACGUUGGAAAACAUGACAAGCAUAAUGACCAUUAUCGGCGAUCUGACAAGGGCAAUAGUGCUGGCGCAGUACCACCACCCCCGGCUGACACGGCCGUGUUUCCAUCACCAACAGCCUCGUUCGCUCCUCGCAUGUCGGCUAGUUUGCCGACUGUAGGCUGUGACUGCCAUUCUGCUUCUCGUGGCGACCUGGAGCCGCCAAUGACCCUCGAGAAUGUCGGUAGCCACGCCGGGAAAAUGAUUCAUCACAUGCUUCGAUUUCCUUCUGCAGACACCUACUGUGUCGACAAUGAUUCUCUCCAGCUCCCUGAUAUCCAUCCAUACCUUCCUCCCAACGCCGACUUGAAGGUAGCUGCAGCUCUUGCGGCCUUAUACCGGUCUCAUUGCAUAUCAGUCAUCGACAGUUUUAGAUAUUGCAAAGAGCGUAACCUCCUACGAUAUUUCUCCGCUUUCCAUGGAACCCUGACAGUCCCGGUGCAAAAACUUCUCACGCACCUUGAUAUUGCCCCGUGGAUCAAAGAGUGUGACUGGCUCAUGUACCAGAAAAUGAUUGCAUUCGUGGCACCGCUGACCACGCAGGUCGUGCCUAAGCUAGUGUUGGAUGCUUUCAGCUCGAUAUCGCAGCGCCUCACCGCCCACAUUACCGAAACCUUUAAGUCCCAGCCCGCACAUGUUUCUCUCGCACGUUUAAUCCCGGCAAACAUCUUCUGUAGUCUUCUUCGACACAUGCUUGAUGUGAACCAGUCUGCCAAUGCCGCCGCUGCCUGGCUCUGCCACCCCGACAACAGGAAUCAGAUGUGGUUCGAUUUCAAAACCUUGAUUGACCCUAAGGAAAUGAUUUCGAAAGCAAAUAUUCCGAGAUGCGCUGAGCGGGUGACCGAACAGAUUCUGAAGCACGACAUCCGGGCACUACUUACACCCGUAAGCGACCCUAGUGUCGCUCCUUGCCAGCCUUUCUUCGGAACCCCAGAUACCGAAGAUGACAUCCAGGCGCAUAAGUACCCUGUGCAGUCCUCAACAGGUGAUGACUAUAACUUCCCUGACAAAUGGGUAUCAUUCAUCCUCAAUCUAGCACUAAUGUUCCCCAAUCACCGUACACAGUGUGUUAUAGAAAAGGCCGACGCAUUAUGGGACUGUGUCCUUCGUCGUUUAACAUUGGGCGGUGCCCAGAGCUUCAGUGCUUGGUGGAUGACAAAGGUUUUCUUUCACGAGAUGAUGGUUUGGCAAACGGAGCAAGGUGGUUUCAUGCGCUCGUCACCAAGUACAUUGCAGAAUGCAACCCUCAGGACAGAAUCAUCAGAGAUGAACAAUUUCGCUAUGAGACAGCCCAGCUUUGCCAUUAGCGACAAGAAUGAUACAGUGAUGGCGACUGAAUCCCAGCAGGACCGUCAGUCGGUCUCUCGGGCACCUUCCACGGCAGCAACCAGUGAAGCGCCCCAAAAUCAGGAGCAAUGCUUGAAUGGACGCCGCAUGGAAACCGAAUCGAACCAAAGUAAUUUGGAUAAUCCCAAGCCCACCACUGUCGCUGAGAACAUUGCGAAUUUUCAUGCCGGAAACAAUGAUGACAGCGCAAUAGACCUUGAUGAUGACUCCAUGCUGAUGUCCGUGGGGAAAUAUGGUGACAUGAUGGCCUCUGAUCCAGCAGACGCUGAAGGAGAUGUCGUUGUCAUAUGA